Capronia epimyces CBS 606.96 is the source of this 4077-nucleotide messenger RNA. RefSeq lists its product as uncharacterized. The record is from RefSeq and is a predicted model, not a curated record. NCBI's taxonomy places the organism in Eukaryota, Fungi, Ascomycota, Eurotiomycetes, Chaetothyriales, Herpotrichiellaceae. Bases 1 to 4077 code for a protein of 1358 amino acids. The transcript has a single exon.
AUGUCGCAAGCCCCCACCAAGACUUCGUCCUUCCACUACGACGACGCCAGCUCCUCGCCCGAUCCUCUCGCCACUUCUAUCGACGAUGGCAUGGUUAUGGGGAGUGUCGCAGCUACAGCUGGAACUAGACUAUCACCUUUCAAGAGGACGGGAACACGUGUAAUCCAGGCACCGAGGAGAGCUUCCAAAACGACACACCACGAGUUUGGAUCGAUACCCUCCUCUCCCUUUCGCGCCGUGUCCGAGCAGAAUACCAGCCCCUGGAAAAUUAGAGUCACAGUGGAAACAGAACACGAGGAGUCGGAGAUGGAUAACACGGCGACCCGGAGAGUGACUAGGACGGUGAUGAUUCCCCUGCGCCAGGACUCUUCGCCCGCAGACAAGGAAGACGGCUCCGUUAGAGGAAGAAGAUCUCAAACAAGUCCCAGCAAAGGCAAGAGAAGCGGGACCCCAGUACGUGGCGGGAGGAAUGGGGAUCGCGCCCGGAGACAGAGUGUGACAGACCUGAAUGUACGACCACUAGGCGACGAUGCAGACGAGGAUGACUGGUUGAGGCAGAAAAGAUCGCCGCGCAAGAGAAAGGUAUCUCGAAGUCGAAAGAGUGUUCAUGGUGGCGAAGCCAUGACGCAGUCGGCAGGACAAUCCAAUGUUUCUGAUUUCGAGAUCCGACGGGAUACGGAUGCUGAAAGCGACGAUGGUCUUCCGCACCAAGAACAUGCCACAUCUGAUGUUGAAUCAGCCGGACUGCGCAACCUCGACUUGAACAGAGUGACAGUCCGACCCCGAGCGCUGUCCACCAAAUGUGAACCCAAGGGGUUUCUGGACAAUGAAGGGCCAGCAGCACUCCCAGCGAGAAAGCCGUCGGAGGUGCGAAAAGUGUCCGUUAACAGCGCGAAGAGCUAUCCGACUCCCUCUCCCAGUUCCUCCCCCCAUAGAGACUCUGAUGACAUUGGCAAUCCUGCGGAUCACAUCUCCCCUGGUCAUGAAGGCUUUGACACCAUACUUGAAAGCGAAGGGUUUACCAUGAUCGAUCUGGAGACCCUCCCCUCAGCCAAGCAGUACUUCAGUAGCCCGGCAGAAGCGGAGGUAGAGAAGCUGUCUGGGUCUUCAAAAGAAGUGUCCUGGCAAAAGCAAGAAGCAACAGCAAUACUGAAAAGUGAUGGCGACAGUUCAAGGAGAAAAGAGCCUUCGGUUGAGACGGAUAUGGUUACCUAUCCAGCUCUGGAUAUUGACGAUAGUGACAUAUCCAGCACCGUUCCCUCGUCACCGCCAGUCCUAGAGCAGAAGAAGAGCCUCUUGCAGGUCCCGAGCUCGACGGCAAGCACUGCUCGAAAGGUGACACCACAACCGUAUUCAUCCCCCCAACUCCCCUCUCCCCCAAAACAAGAUGUUCGAAGAACUCCGCACCACCAACAUCGUGGAUCUGUCUCCGCUCUAGUCGCCGGCAUUGCAUUACAGGGCGUAGUCUCGCCGAAGCACUCCAGCGACAGGGUCUCGGCGAGAGAGAAACGCACAUCGUCACCAUCUCGAGACCCGGAGAACGCCGGUGGGUUGUUUCAAGGAUUUGACUCGGGGACUCAACGCGAGCUUAGAGCUGGGCUUAGAUUCGGUGAAGAACUUGCCCGACGUCAAUCUCCAGCUCAACCGACGGCAGUGUCUCCCACAGAUCCUUCCACGACCGAAGAGCACAAGCCGUCGGAUUUGGGCACAGGCACCGCCCUGAAAGCUCAAGCCAAGGUCGAUAAUCAAGCCGGAACGCAAGUUUGGCGAGGUGAAAAUUUGGUCCAGCGUACUCCAGUCCAAGUCUUGGCCAGCAACGCUAUCAAGGUGACGGAAGCGGACAAAUCUCACCCCCGGACACCUCAGAUUGCACCCUCGACGAAGGGAGACAGAACACUCUUGGAUACCCAGGCUCGACGAGAACGAGAGUGGCAAUUGGAGAGAGAAGCUAUUUCGAGGCAGAUUCAAAAUGCCAACGAGAGCCAGGUCAUUGUGAUUGAUAGUGACAGUGAUGACGAGGAUGAAGCCUUGCAAGAAAGCCGAGACGCCAAUGCAUGGUGUGACUCCUGUGCUCAGGACAACGACGAGGAAGAGGAUAUCUGGCUCGCGGAAGCAAAGAACUCCUCGAGUCCAGGACCGGAGGCAGAUGUGCCGGCUCGAUCUGACGAGAACGAUUUCUUCAUUCGGACUGACCAAAUCAAGCAGCGCGAGCGAUCAGGAGAUGUCCUGAGUCGGCCGCGGAGGAGUCUGAUACCGAGUCCAUGGAAACGAGGCGAUGAUAUUGAUCCUCCGCUCGAGCAGAGCACCUUUGUAUCGACCACCGCGGACGACAUUAGCGGCCUAUUGUUCUACAAAGACGGAGAAAGUAAGAUUCAGUUCGGUGCUGGAGAGAUCAAGAGACAGCAGCUGCGGCAGAGAACUAGUAGUGGGACAUUCGACAUUAACCUCAUGGUAGGGACGCCGACCAAGGAGCGUGUCGAGGACGAGACCGCCGAAGAGAGUGUUCUGGAGGAAGAGGACAGUAUCGACAGAACAGACACACAGGCCCAUGUCGAUGAAAGUGGACUUUCAACGCAAACGCAGGAAGAUGGGAAACCUGGCCAGGAUCUGAGCAACGACAGCAUGAACCCUCCGGAACCAGCUACUUCUACUUCGCAACCCAUCAGAAUCCCCGUAAAUUUCAACAACUCAUCAAACCCCAUUCCAGCGCAGCCAGGCGUCUGUCUUCAACCUACCCAACUCCGAUCGCCCUCACCUGGUCAGGCUGUGCUAUUAUCUCCCCAGCGACCACCGACACCUCGCUCUGCAUUGAAAGGCUCCCGGCAGAGCUUUCCAGAAGACCUGGGAAAGGAGAAGCCAGACACGCCCAACGUGAUUAGAAAAGUGGUUUUUAGUGAAAGAUCAAGAGGUGUGGAUAUUCAUGGCCUGGAAAGCAGCUUCAGUAUGAGGUCGGGAAGUGAUGACUCUACGGCUGGUGAGCUUGAAUGGCAGUUAUACCGUGAGUGGCAGGCCCAUGACGCAUCACAGAGUGCGAAGGCAUGCGAGGGCGAAGUACAGACAGAAGACGAGACUGAAGAGCAUGGACAACAUUCACCAAACGAGGCGAAGACUUGGGUCCCCGAAGACGUGUCUACGACAGUCCGCUCUGUGCCCGACCCUGCGCCGGCGAAGAAAGGCUGGACCAGCUGGCUCUGGGGAUCCAAGGCAACACCACAACCGGACUUGGAAUCCAGCUCAUCUCCUGGCCAGGGCCAGGAUCAGGGCCAGGACAUGGACCAGUAUCUACCCACGAUCAAGGGGAUCUCAAGCACUGCACGCAUGGAUGGAGCAGAAGACGAGGAAGACCACGACGAUGAAUCUCAUCAACAAAGUCAAAGUCAAAGUCGAGGCUGGGAGAAGACGAGAUCAUCCAUCGCGUCGUCGCACUCGACCUGGGACAGCAACAAGCGAACAGCCUCGACACAAGUUCGUCCUCAAGCAAGCAAGCCAGCCAACAGCGACAAACCCACCAGAUCCGUGACCAAACCACCAUCUUACCUCCUCCCGCCAUCCUAUCCGUCCGACCCACGCCGAGCACCCACCAGUGCGCUCGCUCUAAGCGGGAAAUUCACCAACACGCACUUCCGCACGCUGCACAUCAUCUACCGCAAAUCCCUGCGCCCGAAAUUCCACGCCCCGGCACGUCGGACGAUCCGGCCAGAAGUCAUGGCCCUGCUGGGCAUGGAGAUGGAAAUUGACGAGACGGCACAUGGAGUCGACGGGGUUUUCACCUGGAAAGUCGGCCACGCCGAGUGUGAAGUGCUGGAACGUUUCAUGCAGGAGUGUGAGUUUAGUCACGGGGUUUGGAUGGGCAGGAAGGUUUGUAUCAGCUCCGGCCUUGACACCCACAACAACGGCGACCUCGACAGCAAGGUCAAGAUCGUCCUCGGCGAGCAAGUGGCUGUGGAAUGGGGCUGGAGCGUCGAGCAGCUGGCAGAAUGGCUGUGUCGGAUCGUUGUGGGGGAGGUGGUUCGGGAAGAGGAGCAGACGGGCAACGACAAGGGCAACGGCAAGGACAAGGGGAUGAAAGUCAGAUAG